Messenger RNA from Talaromyces marneffei, 1722 nucleotides. RefSeq lists its product as uncharacterized. NCBI's taxonomy places the organism in Eukaryota, Fungi, Ascomycota, Eurotiomycetes, Eurotiales, Trichocomaceae. The record is from RefSeq and is a predicted model, not a curated record. The transcript is spliced from 5 exons. Bases 1 to 1722 code for a protein of 573 amino acids. Gene Ontology annotation, molecular function: FAD binding.
AUGACUGCCACCGAGCCUAUAAGCGAGACUUACGAUGUGGUGAUUGUUGGAGGUGGCCCGGUUGGUCUUCUGACAGCCUACCAAAUAGCUCGAUUUGGCCUGUCCGUUUGUGUUUUGGAAAAGUACGACAAGCAGACUCAAGAUGCCUUUGGCCGAGCAAUUGCGUUAUUCCCUCGUACUUUGGAGCAAUUAGAUCAACUGGAUCUGAUUGAGCCAAUGUUACAGAAAGGGUUUGCAUGCCGUACAAGCGUUACUUACAAGGAUGGCGUCCAACAGAUUCCCGGGCGAGUUUGGACGUUCAUGGAGAACAUUAAAGAUACUGCCUUUGACUUUGUACUUGUUUUGCGCCAAAUGCACACCGAAGACAUACUGCGAGAGAAGCUGCGGUCGGUUGGUGCUGUUUAUCGAGAAUCUACCGAGUGCACUGGAUUUGAGAUUGAAGAUGGUGUCACCUCAUCGGAUGCUUAUCCUGUAAAGUCGUUCUUCACGAACACAAAAACACAAGAGAAAAUAGUCUUACGCAGCAAAUACCUUGUCGGUGCGGACGGUGGUCGAAGUUUUGUUCGUAGGCACGCAGAUAUCCCUUUUGAGGGAGACAGUUCGGAAGACAAGUGGAUUCGGAUUGACGGUAUGGUGGAAACUGAUAUGCCUAUCAAGCGUUCUUACGGUGCGAUUGAAAGCAAAACACAUGGAAAUGUCCUCUGGGCGCCACUGGAUCAUGGAGCAACUCGAAUUGGAUAUGCAUUUACCUCUGAGAUUGCAGCCAAAUAUCCAGGUGGCGUUACCGAAGAGGUAGCUGUCAAGGAAGCUAUUGAAUCCAUGCGACCGUUCAAUGUCAAAUUCACCGAGGUGCAUUGGUGGACUCUAUAUACCAUCGGACAACGUAUUGCCCGAGACUUCUCGACCAAAGAUCGCAUAUUUCUCUGUGGUGAUGCAGCUCACACCCAUAGCAGCGGAGCAGCCCAGGGACUGAAUACUGGAAUCCACGAUUCCGUGAAUCUGGCUUGGAAAUUAGCCAGUCAAAUACAUGGCUUCACCCAUCCUGAUGUUCUUCAGACCUAUGCUACAGAGCGUCGAACCGCAGUGGAAAAAUUAAUCAAUUACGACAAGGAUAUAUCCCUGCUCAUGACACACAAAUGGCCGUCAUGGUACAAAGGUGAUCCUGCCGCCGAUCCAUACCUAGUUUUGGGUCAGAUAUUCGAACAAGCAGCAUCUUUCAACACAGGAUUAGGCAUCAAUUAUCCAGCAAAUGUGCUGAACCAGUUUCCUUCUGACACGAGCCUCAAAAUCGAACCCGGAAAUCGUGCCAUUGAUGUCGACCUUACUGUGCCUGGUAUCAAUCGAAAAGUGCGUUUUUAUGAAAUAGCGCGCAACCUGGGUAAAUUCUGGAUUGUUGUAUUUGCCGGAAAGAUUGAAUCAACGAAGCCAUCUCUCGAGGCACUUCGAAACUAUUUGGCUGACGAGAAGGGUCUCUACUCACACCUAAUUUUGAAAUGGCUUACAAUUAGCUGUGAUGCGGGCUGCUCCCCGUAUGAGACACUGGGAAUGGUGCCGUUUGGUGAUACAUACUACGAUAUUGACGGCUUAGCACACGAGAAGUAUGGAAUUGACCCUUCAGUGGGUGGAAUUGUGAUAAUCAGACCUGACGGACUCGUUGGAACGGGAUGUGCUAUUGACGGAAGCUCGGUUCAAAACUACACAAAGACUGUACUUAACUUAUAG